Etheostoma spectabile (orangethroat darter) is the source of this 1842-nucleotide messenger RNA. RefSeq names its product glucocorticoid-induced transcript 1 protein-like. Gene Ontology annotation, biological process: podocyte development. The record is from RefSeq and is a predicted model, not a curated record. NCBI's taxonomy places the organism in Eukaryota, Metazoa, Chordata, Actinopteri, Perciformes, Percidae. Gene Ontology annotation, cellular component: cytoplasm.
GUCCAAUUCGAAGUACAGCGUACAUAACAUUUUAGGCACAAGGUCGCUUAACAGCACAGGCGGGUAUCUGUGUACUCAGACACGGAAAAUAAGUGUGAAAGUGAUGACUGUGUAACUCCAGAAACUUUGGUAGCUGGAAAAGUUUGUUAAAACGGAGAAGGUUAGCUAGGGUCGUGUGCUAAAAAACACAUAAAGCUAAGUUGUGUGCUGUUUAAAUGACAGGACUAUGUACUAGCACCACUGUUACAUUUAACUUUAUCAACUGAGCGUGGCUGUCAUGUCAGCCUCCCCAGCCAGCUCAUCCCCGCAGCGGGUUAAACCCAGUGGCUCCCCCACAGCCUCCUCUUCCUGUAGCAGCAACACCACCGCGGUCCGGUUGCAGCCUAUCCGCGCCACGGUGCCGUACCAGCUUUUGCGUGGAAAUCAGCACAGCCCAACCCGCUCUGCUUCCUGCUGCUUCUUAGUAGCCGGGAGCAACACAGGACCGACAACGUCCCGUUGCUCCAGUCCCGCCAACCCGGGUGGAAGCGGCUGUGACAGCAGGCUGGUCCCCAGGCAGAGCCUUUCUCCGCCGGACAGCAGGAGCUCACCAGAACGCUCCAAAGUUAGAAGGACAAAAUCUCAGCAGGUGCGGAGCUUGGGGGCCAUUUGGCGGUCUCCCUCCCAGGGCACCCUUACCGGACCCUACCUCACUGGGCAGUGGCCUCGUGACACCCAUGUGCAAUACCCAUCUUGUAUGAAAGAUAAAUCCACACAGACUCCUGGAUGUUGGAGGGAAACGAGAGAGAAGAGGAGCACCCACCAGCGCUCUGCGUCCUGGGGCAGCGCCGACCAGCUCAAAGAGAUUGCGAAGCUCCGGCAUCAGCUCCAUCGCAGUAAACAAGGGGGACGCCACAGUAAAGACAAGGAGCAACUGUCCCCCCUGCAGUGCAACACCAUCACCUACACCGCCCUCACCAGCACUACCAACCACACCUCUACAGCCAGCCACGUUCAGCAGUUUUCCAUGUCGAAGUCCGCCCAGAUGCCGCUGUCCAACAUCACAGUGCCAAAGCCUUCCAUCUCCAGGGUGCCCAGCAGCAUGGAGGGCAUCAACCACGAGCUGGAGAAGGUCUUCAUCAAAGACAACGGAGAGAAGGAGGAGCUCAAGUCCCUGGAGGUUCCCGAUGGGCGGCGGGCACCCUUCCCUCCCCAGCAGCGCAGCAGCAGCACCCGCAGCGUGGACACCCAGACCCCCUCAGCCCCGGGCCGGUCCAGCAGCUGCUCCAGUCUGUCGCCCUGCCCCUCCCCGGCCUGCCCGCCAGGAUCACACGACGGCAGUCCUUACUCCACAGAGGAUCUACUGUACGACCGGGAUAAAGACAGUGGAAGCAGCUCGCCGCUGCCUAAGUUUGCCUCUUCGCCCAAACCCAACAACAGCUACAUGUUCAAGCGAGAGCCGCCAGAGGGCUGUGAGAAGAUUAAAGCUUUCGAGGAGAUGAGCUCAAGGCAGUCCACGACGGCGUCGGUCCCCCUCUUCUCCUGCCCCGACAAAAACAAAGUCAACUUCAUCCCGACGGGCUCGGCCUUCUGCCCCGUCAAACUCCCCGCCUCCCUGCACCUCAUCCCGGCCUCGGAGCCAGAGGAGGACGAGGACAACGCGGAGGCGGCCUCCAGCUCGGAUACCCAAGGGGCCACAUCGCUCUACGGGCCUCCUCAGGUCUCGGCGAGCACCAGCACAGACGACCCCCCGGAGCAGCCCGGCUGGCCCUCAGAGACUGCAGAGCCCCAGACAGACAGCCCGGCCAUCAGCUAGACCUGAGCAGAGCUGGCCUCUGACUCCGGGAGCCACACAUGCGACCG